CCUGGUGCGCGUCGGCGGCGGCAGGGCGGGUCGGGCUGAGGCGGACGCGGCGAUGAAAUUCCCGGGCUCCGUCCUCAUCUCCCUCGUCCUCUUCGUGUCCGAGACGGCGGCCGCGCUGUGCCUGAGCGCGGGGUACCACGAUGAGGGGGACGACAUGUGGCGGGUGCUGACGCUGCUCUUCGCCCUCUUGCCCUGCGUGCUGGUGCAGCUCAGCCUUCACUUCAUCCACCGCGACGUGAGCCGCGACCGCCCGCUGGUGCUGCUGCUGCACCUGCUGCAGCUGGGGCCGCUCGUCAGGUGUGUGGAAGCCUUUUACAUUUACUUCAGUGCUGAAAGAGUUGAAGAACCCUAUGUCAGCAUCACAAAGAAGAGGCAGAUGCCCAAGGAUGGGUACUCAGAGGAAAUUGAGAAGGAAGUGGGACAGGCUGAAGGCAAGCUGCGCACACACAGGUCUGCGUUCAGCAGGGCCUCUGUGAUCCAGGCGUUCCUCGGCUCAGCACCCCAGCUCACGCUCCAGCUCUACAUCUGCAUCCUGCAGCAGGAGGUCACAGUUGCCAGAAGUAUUUUUAUGGUGCUCUCUCUCCUGUCCAUUGUUUACGGCGCCUUACGCUGCAACAUCCUGGCUAUUAAGAUCAAGUACGACGAUUACGAUGUGCGUGUGAAGCCUACUGCCUACCUGUGCAUAUUCAUGUGGAGGAGCUUUGAGAUCGCCACCCGGGUCGCCGUGUUGGUGCUUUUCGGUUCAGUCCUUCGAGUCUGGGUUUUCCUCGUCGUGCUCCUGAAUUUCUUAUGUUUCUUCUUCUACCCAUGGAUUCAAUUCUGGCUUAGCAAGUCGCCGUUUCCUGAGAACAUCGAGAAGGAAUUGAGCAGGCUGGGCACCACCAUCGUGCUGUGCCUCCUCACGCUGCUGUACGCUGGCAUUAACAUGUUCUGCUGGUCAGCAGCGCAGGUGGAGCUCAGUGACCCUGACCUGAUUAGCAAAUCCCAGAACUGGUACCAGAUGACCGUGUACUACAUCGUGCGGCUGAUGGAGAACGCCUUCCUCCUGCUGAUGUGGUACGUUUACAGAACAGACUUCUACCUGUAUGUCUGUGCCCCACUGUUGUUCCUGCAGCUCCUGAUAGGUUACUGCAUGGGCAUCUUCUUCAUGUUGGUGUUCUACCAGUACUGUCACCCGUGCAAAAAGCUUUUCUCCUCCAGCAUUACUGAAGCUUUGCUAUCCUGUUUCAACAUCCUCUACUUUAUUUGCCAACAUCAAAAAUCUACUCUACUGAAAGGCAAGAUGGCGAUGAAAUCUCGUGGAAAUACUGAUGAGGCACGGGGCAGUAGCAAGACAACAGAUCCUCAGAACAGGAAUAUUCAUCAAAGUGCUUCUUCCAAUGCCUAGUACAACUGGAAGCAAAGUAGGUGCCUUUGGAAGGUGGCAGAUCACCUGCUGGGAACAUUGUGUAUCUUAGACAUUGUGUCUUGUGGGUAGGAUUUUCUUACAGGUGUAGCACUGCAUGAUGACUGACAUGCCUGUUUUUGUGGAGAACAGUGUAUGAGUAUUUGUGUCCGUGUGUGUGUACGGAGAGCAAUUGUUUGUAGGUUUCUAUUUCAGAGCCUUUUUGCACAUAGGUUUAUUGUCACAUGCUUAUUUUAAGUCUUUAUGGAAGACAUCAAUUAGAAACUGUCCUGAUGCUCAUCUUACUCAGGAAGUCUCAGCAUGGAAGGCAAUGAAUUUUAUUUCAGAUAGGAUGGCCCAUGGCAUGCCACCCUAGCAUGGAAACAGAGCUUAGACCUGGACUAUGCAUGGACUGUAGGUGUGGUCUGCUUUGAUCAAAUUGUAGACUAUUUUACACUCUAAUCAGUGUAAUAAGAUAAUACUUCUCUCAGAGGUAGAAGAAUUGGACUUGCACAAUGCACUGUAGUCUGGGUUGCCAUGAAACAGCCAAUUAGCCAGCACUGAGAUGGAAAUGUGACUGUUACUGAGGAUGGACAGAGGGGUUAUUGGCUUUGCACUGUUUCACCCUUCAUGUUUACUGCUUGUUAGUAAGGGAAUUAAAUUUAACACAUUAGUUGUGAUGUUCUGGAAUACCUCAUUUUUCUUUCAUUAUCAUUUCUUUAACACUUUGUGAUGUUCUGGUGUCAGGGUGGUGUUCACUUUGUGUAAAUAUCUAGAGGCUGGGCAGACAGUAUGUACCAGUCGUGUAGGUGCUCUCCAGUGCACAUCUCUGGGGAGUGACUCACCCCACCUCAAAAUGUAGGUGAUAUGAAUCACUGUGGAGACCUGUUAUUCAGUGUUAACCAGAUGCCUUCACAAUUAGUUCAGACUAUCCAUCUUCCUCUUAGAUGGCUGAAGUUAGAGAGAUGAGCACUACCCUGAUUGUCAGGGGCUUGGUAGUGCAUCAAAUGGGCAGCUCAUUGACUUUUUGUGCUGGGAUAGAAGACACUGGUUCCUUCUUUUUGAGCUGUGAUUUGUUAUGAUUAGUUUCACACCAUUAAUUCAAAACCCUCUGACUUCUUUACCUCAGAAGUAUCACAACCCUGAAGUCUGAAUGAGAAAAUGGAAGUCAUUGACUUUUUGUUCUCAGCAAUACAUCAUCACAAAUAAAAGUGUUUCGGUAUUUUACAAUUUUCUGAGAAAGCUUUAGCAGAUGAACAGCCAAGAAUUUAGUGAAAUUACACAAACCUGUGUGUAUUUUCACAAAUUAAGUGAAAACUUUUUUGCACUUUGUUUGCUUAGCACCUUCCUAAUAUUUCUUUUGUGUGUUACAUGUUAUGGCUGCUCAUGGAAACAAAUAAUUGAUGACCCAAAGCAUCUCCCAGUGUCUGAAGCUUAGCUUCCAUUCUGUCAUCAUGCAGGAUGUGAAGCUCUUAAUAGGGAUGAUAUCAUCAUAAUUGUUUUAGGAGUGUCUAAAACUCAGGUCUGGGGUCACCUGCAGUGCUGCAAAGACAUAACUUGCUUUUAUUGUUUUAUUUACUGUAAAUGAAUGUAUUUGUAUUUCAGUUUUAUUAUGGAGUUAUGUUUUCAUUUUACUUAAUAUGUGUCUGUAUAUGGUAUGUGUAUGUUAAUGUCAUUAAAUUAUUUGUGGGUGGUAAUGGGAUUUUUUUGGCCUGGUUUUGCCAUGGGAAUGUACCUCAUAUCUGGGGAAGACACCAAACACCUUCAUUCUAAUUUUACUGAGGAAAAUAGAAUAGCGAAGUGACUCCUUGAAGACACGACUGCAUUUCUCUGUACCUUUGUAUGUAAACGUACAGUGUAGUAUUUCUCUGUGCUUUUCUAGAUGUAAAAGACUAUUGUUUUUUCUUUUUCAGUAGCGAGUUAAGGAAGGAAGGGAGAAUUAACCCUUUCUUCCAAAUGUUUAGAGUUCAGCCCACAGGCUCAAAUUUUCUGAUGUUAUUAGCCAAAACUGAGUGUCUGUCUUUGUAGCUGGACACUCAUCAAUAUCAAUAAUCAGGGAAUUACAGUGGCUGCCUGUGUAGAGAUGUUGCAAGGUUUGAAAUGUUAGUCUUUGGGGAAAAUACUAGAAGUAACUUCAUAUGUAGAAAUAGUUCAUAUCUAAAGAGAGAGCUUAAAGCAGAGUUUGUACACUGGAAGUGGUGGUGCAGUUGUGAUUGUGCCAUUUGGAAACAGUGAAAGCUUCACAAACCUCAGCCAGGUUGGUGCUACAGUGAAACGCUGGUGCUGCAGUAAAGUAACAAUGUAGGAGAGUUACAGAGCCAGGAGCCCAGGAUGAAUACACAGUGAGUAGUAUUAAACCUCACAGACUACUGUAUAUGCCUGUUUAGAGUGUGUGCCAUAUUACUUCUUAUUUUUAUAUCAGUCUCCUGAAGUGCAUGCAUAGGGAGCUGAAUAUUUAAAUCACUGUAAUGAGAGGGGGGAAAAAACUAAUUUAUAUGGAUUCUAUUACUGUCCUGUGGUUUUGCCUUAGUUGUGCAGAAUAACCAAAAACAGUUCAAGCACUCCACCAGCACGAGGGGCUGUUGCCUGUGCAGUGCCUGGUGUCACUGUGGCCCGCGGUGGAGCCCAGCCUGCAGCGUGGCUGCUCUGAGGGGUUUAUCCAGCUGUGCUGCCACUGCUGGUAGAAAGGUGUGGGAGGGAGGCAUGGAGACACAGAGCCAUGUAUGUUAGCCCAGGGUUUUAAGGGAACAGCUGGUUUUUCUGAAGUAUGCUGUAAAGCUGAGAGGCAGUUUUUCUCCAGAUAAUGACAGUCUAGAUGGUGUUACCAGCACACACCCAGUGGCUGCGUGGAGAGGACAAAGUCUGUGUAUGAAUGAGUGAUCUCUUGCUGAAAGUUCACUGGGAUUUUACUCUCCUCUAUGAAUGUUGGAGGGUCUGUGUGUUCCAUGGAAGGGUUUAGAGCUGCUGCUGAAAACUAUACUCUUUUGAAUAGUCUUGAGUCACACAAAGGAUGGCUCAGCAAGGGUUAUUUGUGUGUGUAAGAGUAUGCAAGAUCUGACACAUGGGUUUUCUUUCAUACUUGUAAAACAACACAAAUUAAAACAUUGAAAGUAUCCCUCAA
This is a messenger RNA of Catharus ustulatus (Swainson's thrush), 4505 nucleotides long. It is a transcript of the gene XK, whose product is annotated as X-linked Kx blood group. Gene Ontology annotation, cellular component: membrane. The record is from RefSeq and is a predicted model, not a curated record. The transcript has 3 exons. Bases 53 to 1387 code for a protein of 444 amino acids. NCBI's taxonomy places the organism in Eukaryota, Metazoa, Chordata, Aves, Passeriformes, Turdidae.